Benincasa hispida (wax gourd) is the source of this 1917-nucleotide messenger RNA. RefSeq names its product Protein kinase superfamily protein (gene PID). The record is from RefSeq and is a predicted model, not a curated record. NCBI's taxonomy places the organism in Eukaryota, Viridiplantae, Streptophyta, Magnoliopsida, Cucurbitales, Cucurbitaceae. Gene Ontology annotation, molecular function: ATP binding; protein kinase activity. Gene Ontology annotation, biological process: protein phosphorylation.
GCUUCCAUCUCUCUUUUUCAGUUUCUUUUUAUUUCUCUCUAAAAUUACAUUACAAAUCUCCUUUCUUCUUCAUCUUCUCCCUUCUCUUGCACUCAUUACAGAUUUCUCUAAACCCUAAUUUUCAGCUCCCCACCAUUGAAGCCUGCAAAUCUCUGAUCCCACUCCACGACAAAACCCAUUCUUCCCAUUCCUCUGCUAACCAAAAUCCUAAUCCCUCUUCCUCUGGUUUUUCCCGUAUCUGAUUCCAAUGCCACCUUCCGUUCAUUCUUCCUCUUUCUAGAUUCGUUUCUCUUCCUUGCCGUUCUUUUAAGAUGUUAGAACACCUCGCCCGAGAAUCAGACGGCGACCCUGGUUACGAACCGGCUGUUAAUUCUACUUCUAGUCAGAAUUCUAUGAGCAGUGAGAGUUGUAGUAGUUUCAGUCGUCUUUCAUUUGAUGCUGCUAUUGAUUUACCUACUUCCCGAUCUUCACCGGAGUGUCUCGAUUUAAAGCCGCAUCGAUCGUCUGAUUUUGCUUAUUCCGCUAUUCGUCGCCGGAAAUCUAAGCUUACGUUUCGUGAUUUUCGACUUCUCCGUCGGAUUGGUGCUGGCGACAUUGGGACGGUUUAUUUAUGUCAGUUGAGGAAGUUGAGUGAAGGGUGUUAUGAGGAUGAAGAUGAUGAUGAUGAUCCGUGUUUGUAUGCGAUGAAAGUUGUGGAUAAAGAAGCGUUGGAAUUGAAGAAGAAAGUGCAGAGGGCGGAAAUGGAGAGGAAAAUACUGAAGAUGUUGGAUCAUCCGUUUUUGCCUACACUUUACGCUGAGUUUGAAGCUUCCCAUUUCUCUUGUAUCGUUAUGGAGUUCUGUUCCGGUGGUGAUUUGCAUUCUCUCCGCCAUAAACAGCCGCGGAAACGCUUCUCUCUUACUUCCGCAAGGUUUUAUGCAGCUGAAGUUCUUGUUGCUUUGGAGUAUCUUCAUAUGCUUGGAAUCAUUUACAGAGACCUUAAACCGGAGAAUGUUCUCGUCCGAUCAGACGGUCACAUUAUGUUAUCGGAUUUCGAUUUAUCACUCUGUUCCGACGCCACCCCAGCCGUUGAAUCGCCGAACUCCUCCCCGAACACGGCAUUUCCCGACGCAACGGCGUACCCCAGAACCAACGCCGCCGUUUCUGCGGCCUCCACAACUCCUUUUUCCUGCCUCUACAACCGGCUUUUCCGUUCGCGGAAGGUCCAAACUAUGACCCCCAACUGGCUCUUUGUCGCAGAGCCAGUCUCCGCCCGGUCCUGCUCUUUCGUCGGUACCCACGAGUACGUCUCACCGGAAGUUGCCGCCGGUGGGUCUCACGGUAACGCCGUCGACUGGUGGGCAUUUGGAGUAUUCCUCUACGAGUUGAUCUACGGCCGGACGCCGUUCGCGGCUUCGUCGAACGAGACAACGCUAAGGAACAUCAUAAAGAAGCCGUUGACGUUUCCGACUGCCGUUCCGUCUGGCGCGCUUGAGCACCACGCGCGGGACCUCAUAUCCGGAUUGCUUAACAAAGACCCGACCCGGAGACUUGGGUCGAAACGCGGGUCCGCCGACAUCAAGAAGCAUCCGUUCUUCAAAGGCCUCAACUUCGCCUUAAUUCGGUCGCUCACUCCGCCGGAAGUACCCGGCGUACGACGGCGGAAGCCGACGCCAGCUCCGGUGGCCAAAACCAAGGACAAGUCCGGUCAAUCGACCGGUUUCGAUUACUUCUGAAUUACAUCGACGGUUGUUACGAACGCCACGUGGCGAACCCAAACUGCCGGAUUUUGAGACUGGCAGAUGACAGUGGAACGUGUAUAUUCGAUCUGCUCCUAUUUUCCACCUCUCCGCGUCGACUUUGACGUAUGUUUAAGUGACCUCGUCGUGAUAUUAUAUUAUAUUGCGAUUUAUAACUUCAGGCAAAAAAAAAAAAAAU